CAGACACUCAUCAGAGGUGCCCGUUCAGUAGCGACCGUAGAUGCAGUUUGUGGCCAGUUAGACAAGCAGCUCGCGCUACUGUUUGCCAUCAAAACGUUUACAUGGGUGGUAAAAGGAUUCUACCUUCAGAAUGCGUGAAAUAAAAGUCUACAUUCUGCUUUUCUGGUUAGGCUUUACAGCGGUGCGCAGUCAGCAGGAUGUCAGCCCCCCAAGGAUCUUAAAUGGGGAAGAACUUCUUGUAAAUGGAGGACCUGUAACACUAACUUGCGAGGGAGACGAACCUUUCGUCUGGACAUACAAGUACCUGGAUUGCCAUUAUGACAUGGGAAAGCAGAACCAGACGUCGAAGACAGAUGGCUCCUAUCGAUCCCAACUGACGCUAAAUAAUCAAAACAGCCAGGGUCAUUACCACUGCCAUUACGAAAAUACUAGCCUGAGUGACCCCAGGGCAUCAGCCAGCACCUAUGUCUACCUUUUUUCUGAUGAAGAACGCUUUGCUGAAAUAGAGUCAGAUUGGUGCCAAGACUCCAGAAUCACAGGGAAUGUCGGUGGCCAAGUAGUACUAGACUGUAGACCCACCCAGCCCAAUCUUACAGUUGUUGUUGAACAUGGUGACGAGGAGAUCCACCGGGGUCCUUUGGAGGAUCCGAGGGCGGGCUAUGAGCUCCGAAACCUGACAGAGGACAGUUCGGGAGAGUAUCGGUGCUCUGUUCAUAACUUCAGUAAGGUUUUUGAAGUGGAAGUGCAAGGAACUCUAAAGUCGCCAAAGUUGGGCAUCACCAAGAAUACUUUUCCAGUGGUGGGCUACAGCAUGGAACUUUUCUGUCAAAUCCCGGAUAACAAAUUCCAGUUGGAACCCACUUUCACCUGGACUCGGCUCAACAAAGAUAAAAGAACGGUUGAGUCACUACCUGAACACCAUCGUGUUCAGUCACACAUGUAUUAUGCCAGUUACCUUCUCGUCCAAAACGUCACACUAGAAGACAGCGGAACAUACGAAUGCACAGUCAACACUGAAGGACGACCUCCCUUGCAGACGGCAACGUAUAUAAGUAUAAGAGAGAGUGAGGAUCCCUUCCUAAAGGUCAGCCCUGUCACACAAAACAUUACUCUCAGAGAAGGGGAUGAACUAUUUUGGGAGCUCGAGGUUGAAAGUUUUCCUCCAUUCCCCAUAAUUCAGACAAGCGACGAGGAGUUCUACGUCAUGCAGGACGAGAACGGUAUAACCAUACAUAGGGAAUUCUUUGUGGAUUCUUAUGACUUCGGCGAGCACACGGUGAACAUAUCGACAAGGAGCCACUCACUCGGCGUCAAAACCGCUCAAGUUCACUUGUACCUGAAAGUCGAAAGCGAAACGAUACUCUGGAUACAGGAAAUAAACGCCAUCACGACGCCAAACGAUACCGUCAUGAGAAGGCUAAACUCCACGGUAACUCUACAAUGCAAUGCUAUCGUGUAUCCUAUGGAGAACAUCACUUGGCAUUAUCAGUCCUGCCCAAACGGUGAACCAUGCCCCCAAUCAUUCAGUGACCUAAAGUGUUCUCAGAUUACGUAUGCAGUACAAAAGGAGAACAACCAUUCAUCCGAAUGCACGUUUGUAGCUACAGAAACUGCCAGGAUACUAUGUCGGUCUGGAGAUGAAGUGGAAUCCAAGAAUAUUGUGGUUUCAGGUGGUGAUGAGAACCCUAGUGACUGUCUUACUCGGUGUGUUUCAGAGAAAAUGCUUCGUAGCACGCUCUUUUUAACAGGUCCAAAAUUUCUAGAUUCUCCAUCAGAGUGCAGAGUGAUUGUUCCUCAUCCCGGUGCAAAGCCGCCUUCCAAUGAAACUGCUCGUAGCACCAUUCACCUUUUAGUACAUGCACAAAAGGCUGCCUUUCCCCAAGUUUAUGAUGCGCUGGCUACAGAUCAGGACGACUCUUGGGGUGUCUCUGAUGAUAUAUUCGACAAUAAUCAAGAGGCAGUUUUAUCUCGUUUUGGUAAACUUAUGAAAGUGAAAGCUAACUUGGAAAAAAUCUAUCAGGGUGAAUUUACUGCUACGUUGUUCAGUCAAGCAAUGGAUAGAAAAAAUAGGUAUGAUACUUCCAUCAACGUUGACAGUAACUCUGUUUCUCCUGAAUUUGUUCCUGAAACCUGUACAGUUUCCUACAAGUCUGAGAGAUCAGCUGCUCGCGAAGGUCACGUGAUUCGCUCGGUUGCUUGGACAACUUGCCGCACUACAGAACGUGGUCAGUCGGCAUCUGUCAGAGCGCCCAAGUCAGGUACGAUCUUUGCUGUGGACUUAGUCCGGUUGUUACAGAUCGAUCAUUACUUCAGCCUUUGGAUUGUCCAAGUACCCAUAACAUCGACACACAAUGGAGCGUCGGUGUCCUAUCCACUACAGAGAACUUUGCUGCAUGGGGAUAGGAGAUUGCAAGACGCUUCGCUGCAGUCUUGGCUGCAGACGGAUAGAUCAGUAUGGGUACUCAACAUCACCGAAGACGAGAAGAGGGAUAGGUCAUGCGACUAUUCCCUUCUUUUCCUCUGA
Macrobrachium nipponense is the source of this 2524-nucleotide messenger RNA. RefSeq names its product vascular endothelial growth factor receptor kdr-like. The record is from RefSeq and is a predicted model, not a curated record. The transcript is spliced from 18 exons. Lineage: Eukaryota; Metazoa; Arthropoda; Malacostraca; Decapoda; Palaemonidae. The coding region runs from base 131 to 2524 and encodes 797 amino acids.